UCGACCGCCAAGUAAGUUACAUUUUGCCAUGUCACGCUAAAGAAGUUUGAGACAGUUUAUUUAUAGAAAAGUGGAUUGGCGUGGGCACAGAGACAUAUGCCGCUGGAUAUAUGAUCUGAAAUGAGAGCCUGUCGUGUUUUUUGAAGGUAUUUCCCGGUGAUUUCUGAGCCGCUGUUAUUACUGUAUAGCUAAUGUAACACAGUGAAGCCAGUAGCCUCAUGUUUUCGUCAAGCCAAGAGGAGCACUGCGCCCCGUCCAAAGACCCGGUGAAAUACGGGGAGCUGGUGGUCCUGGGGUACAAUGGCUCUCUGCCCAAUGGAGAUCGGGGUAGACGGAAAAGCAGAUUUGCGCUAUACAGGAGGACCAAAGCCAACGGUGUUAAGCCGAGCACCGUGCACAUCCUCAACACACCCCAGGCAAGCAAGGCUGUGAACUGUAAAGGCCAACACAGCAUCUCCUACACGCUGUCCAGGAACCACACGGUAGUGGUGGAGUACUGCCACGACAAAGACACCGACAUGUUUCAGAUUGGGCGAUCCACUGAGAGCCCCAUAGACUUCGUGGUGACUGACACAGUAGCAGGCGGCCAGGAGGGAGAGGAGACCCCCAUCACUCAGAGCACCAUCUCACGCUUUGCCUGCAGAGUGGUCUGCGAGCGCGUCCCACCUUUCACCGCCCGCAUUUACGCUGCUGGUUUUGAUUCUUCCAAAAACAUCUUCCUUGGGGAAAAAGCUGCAAAAUGGAAGAACCCCGAUGGUCACAUGGACGGACUGACAACCAAUGGCGUGCUUGUAAUGCACCCCAAGGGUGGUUUCACAGAGGAGUCCAAGCCUGGCGUGUGGAGAGAGAUCUCUGUUUGUGGGGACGUCUAUACGCUGAGAGAGACCCGCUCGGCACAGACUCCAGGCAAACUGGUGGAGCAUGAGAGCAACAUCCUGCAGGACGGCUCCCUGGUGGAUCUCUGCGGAGCCACUCUGCUGUGGCGUACUGCAGAAGGCCUCUUUCACACUCCCACCCAAAAGCACCUGGAGGCCCUCAGGCAGGAGAUCAACGCGGGGCGCCCCCAGUGCCCCGUGGGUCUGAACACCCUCGCCUUCCCCAGCAUGCAACGCAGCCGCGCCCUCUCCUCUCUGGAGGAGAAGCAGCCCUGGGUCUACUUAUCUUGCGGCCACGUGCACGGCUACCACAACUGGGGCCACCGCUCGGAACAGGAUGCCAACGCUCAGCGAGAGUGUCCCAUGUGCCGGAUGGUCGGGCCCUACGUGCCGCUGUGGCUGGGCUGCGAGCCGGCCUUCUACGUGGACACAGGGGCCCCCACCCACGCCUUCGUGCCAUGCGGACACGUGUGUUCUGAGAAAUCAGUGAAAUACUGGGCGGAGAUCCCGCUGCCCCACGGCACCCACGCCUUCCACGCCGCCUGCCCCUUCUGUGCCACCCAGCUCGGCCUCACUAAGGGCUUCGCCAAGCUAAUCUUCCAGGGCCCGGUGGACUGAGCCCGAGGGUCCUGCUCCGGUAGAGAAGAUUAGACAGGAAUGCCAACAUGCUGUGAAACUGUUGAAAUGAUUUUGUGCUUUCUUUGGUUCAUGUAAGCCAGCUGCGGAAAGUAGUAAGUCUUCUGGUCAUAUACUGUGGAUUCUUUACAACAGAGAGCCGUUACAGAUUGUUCAGGGCCACUGUGACAUACAGGGACGUGGACCACGCGUGGCUCCUCCAGGACUGAAUACGAUUUCACCUGAGACUGCUUUAAAGACGAUUGUUUUACACUAUUAUCACUGCUGGUUUCCAUCGGAUGGCCUUUAAAUAAGGUAGAAGGAACAGCAGACGGACACUGAUAACAUAUUCUAGUUCAAUUCCUUGUGGGUCUGAGUUAUUAGAGAGCCAGACAGCUGGACUGUUGGCUGGGAGAAAAGCUGAGAGAAUCUUUGAGUAUAAUGGCGAUCUGGUUCAGCGCUCCCCUUCGCCCUGCCGGCCCUGACCCCUUAGCGGCAUCUCCAUCUCGUAGCUCUCUUGGCUUCCAUCUGCUGAACUUUGAGGAGGCGGGGGGAAAUACUUUUUGUGUACAGAGAUAUAAUCCAGUGCCUCAAAUCCCAUCAAACCGUGGGAAUAUUUUUCAUAAAGGAGAAGAGAUAUUUUGUUGAAGGCAAAGGGAGAGAUAGUUUUUUGCAUACAUAGGGAAGAGACAGCCCACAUGGAUUCUUUUUAUGACAGAAGAGCUAUUUUACUACACUGAGGCCCUUGUACUGUUUUGUAAUGCAAAUGUUAAUAUAUUUUUCUCCUGCAUAAAUGGUGUGUGUGUGUGUGUGUGUGUGUGUGCGUGUGCCUGCGUGUGUGACUGUAUGUGUGGGUGCCCUGCAUCAUUUCACCCCAAUCCCCUUUUUAUGAUCUCGCCCACCCCCCAAAACACCACCAGAGAGAAAACAGGAGUCAAACCCACCUUGAAGGGUUUGAUAAUGAAUGUAGUGAGAUACAUUGCCUCUCCUCACUGGUGGUGCUUCAAUAAUACAACUUGCUUUCUUUAUGGCUGUGCUUUUAAAGGUAUAGCUAAGGCCUAUUUGACAACAAACUACCACAUGCAUCCACCUAGCUUGUUGGCUAGCCGUGUCCAUGCCCCACACACAUGUACUGUAUUCAAUCUGCACUGUUGUUAGCUUUAUCCCACGCUGGGUCUGAUCCAAUGAUUUGUACGCUGUCAAACCUGGGCACAGUCUCAGCAGCAUUCAGAGAUUAUACCAAAUAUAAGGAGAUGUUUUUUUGUCUCCAAACGCAAGAUGUAACGACCACUCUUCUCAGAUCCAAAGUGUUUCUGUAAACAGUCCUAAACCCAAACUGCUGCUAUCGUGGAGUGUUGACAGCUCUGGAUUACAGUGGAGGCUGUUCAGCUGCUCGCAAACCAGCAGAAUAAUGAUAUUAUCGCACACCAUGCCAACAUUGAUGAGUUCUAUUGUGUGUGGAUCAAAAAAGUAGCCGGUGAAUUGAAAGUAAAGAAUCUGGGACAAAUCUGCAUUAUUCUGCUAUGUUAGCUUACCAGACUGCCUAUAUGUAGAGUGUAGCUGAAUGCAUUAAGUCUAACUCUAGUUUAACAAAUACAAUAUUGAGCAUUAAAUCUAUGAGUUGAUCGUAACACUUUUAUUAUAGCAUUCAAAUGUGUUUUGGAUGUAAUAUGAAUCCAGUCCGAUUAAGGGCUCACUUACUAAGAGAAACAUACCUAGCAUUCUUAAAAACAUCAGCAGCAUUACGCUUCUUGCAUACCACAUUUGUGAAUUUAGAUUUUAUGUAACUGCCGAGCAGGGUCAAGUACUAAGCCACAUAUUGUACAGUUGCAUUCCUCUCCAACACUUUCAGCUCUAACACUGUGCCCAUUGCUUAAGACCGUGUUCUGUAACAGCUGCAGAGUAGCUGCCUCAAACAUUCCUCCUCGGUAAACAUGGGUGGGGCCCUCAGUUCACCCAAGGGCUUGUUCUAUGAUUCUGUCUCAUACAGGAACUCUGUACACAAGCCAUAGAACGCACUGAUGCUCCCAAUGCCUCCUUUGCAAAGAAUAAAAUAUUUUUUAAAAAGA
Molecule: messenger RNA, 3559 nt
Organism: Notothenia coriiceps (black rockcod)
Lineage: Eukaryota; Metazoa; Chordata; Actinopteri; Perciformes; Nototheniidae
Gene: peli2
Product: pellino E3 ubiquitin protein ligase family member 2
Exons: 6
Coding region: 219-1493 (424 amino acids)
Biological process (GO): protein polyubiquitination; regulation of Toll signaling pathway
Molecular function (GO): protein binding; ubiquitin protein ligase activity
Source: RefSeq, a predicted model, not a curated record